UGCCAGACACAUUCAGUUCGCUCGUCGAUUCUUAUCACAUUUUCUCUGAAAAUGAUUGUGUAAAUCGGACAAAAUAUGGCUUGGAAUUAUUUAUAAAAAAAGAAACAUUAUUAUAAGUGUCUUAUGCUGUAUAGUUUAAUUAUUAUUUUAGAAACAACAGUAGCGGAAAAGUGAGCAAAAAAAAAAACAAUAUCAACAAUGUGUCCAGUGUCAACCGCCCCCACUAAAAGUAAAUGAGUGACUUGUACACAAAAAGAAGGCAAAGGCAAAUUCAUCGGUGCAAUAGAUUUGUUCUAUCAAUUGAGCCUGCCAUUGCGUUGCACCAUAAUACCCCAUUUUCGCAUGCUCUGCUGUGAUAAUGAAAAUGUGUAAAGCUAAUUGAAUCAGUAUCUGAAAAUAAUAGCAUUUGCAAUACACACUCACAUAUACAGUGCAAACCAAAGUGCAGCGCUAUAUAGUGCCAGUGACCUGGAAAACGUAACAACAUAAACUUGACAAUCGCAUAAAUAUGGAGUUUGCCGAUCUCAUAAAAACGCCAAAGCUGGACGGAGUAUUCUUACACGACCAUCUACAUGCAACAGUUGAGGGAACGCUCUGUAUCACCGGUCAUCAUCUGCUGUUGAGCGCCAGACAGGAGAAUAGCCAAGAGCUAUGGUUACUGCACAAAAAUAUCGACUGUGUGGAGAAAAAACCAUUUAUGGUGCAAAACAUGGUGAUGGGCGGCAUCAUAACACUGAAGUGCAAGGAUUUACGCAUCAUUUCACUAGAGAUUAAAUAUGCUAAAGAAUAUUUUAAUGUAGCGGCGUCGUUGGAGGCACUCAGUUCGUUACACAAUCCUGAACUCGAAUAUCCAUUUUUCUAUCGACCAAUGUAUACCAUACUUGAGGACGGAUUCACUAUGUUCCGCCCCGAACUAGAAUUUGCGAAACUAAUUUCCGGGGCUGCCAGCAAUCUACACAAUGGUAAUGAAAAUUGUGGUAUCGGCGGCGGAGCGGUAACUGGUGCUGUUGGGGGUUGUGAAUGGCGUAUCACCACAGUCAAUAAGGAUUUUAGUGUGUGUCCAACGUAUGGCACUGCACUUAUUGUGCCUAAAUCUAUUACAGAUGAACAAAUUGUGCAAUCAGCUGCAUUCAGAGAUGGCGGUCGAUUUCCGGUGCUCAGCUAUCGGCAUGAAAAUGGGGCUACGCUAAUGCGCAGCUCACAGCCCGUUUCCAUACAAGGUAUUAAACGUUGUCGUGCGGACGAAGCGAUACUGAACGUUGUGCUGGGACGCAGUAAAAAGGGGUUUAUUGUUGACACUUGGGGGAAGGGUAAAUCCAACACCGAAACCGAUCAACAUUACUCACAAUGGAAGAAAGUGAAUCGCGCUAUUGGCAAUGUGUCGGCGCCUUCAGCAAUUUUGGAUAGUUACACCAAACUUAUCGAAGCAUGCAAUGAUAUUACAUGUUCCGCGGACAAAUGGCUGUCACGCCUAGAAGCAAGCGGCUGGUUAAGUCUCGUACUGAAUUCACUGAAUGCUGCCUGUGUAGUUGCACAAUGCCUAGACCAGGAAGGCAGUCCGGUGCUGGUGCAUGGUUCUAAAGGUUUGGACUCCACACUAAUUGUAACGUCACUGGUGCAGAUAAUACUUAAUCCUGAUUGCCGCACAGUACGCGGCAUACAAGCUUUAAUUGAACGGGAAUGGAUACAGGCCGGUCACCCUUUUGCAUCACGUCAUCGCUAUGGCUGUUAUACCCCCGCCCAGAAUCGGCCGAAAAACUCUGGUGCCUCCUUUGUCUUAUUUCUCGAUUGUAUAUACCAGCUAUAUACACAAUUCCCCUGCAGUUUCGAAUUUAGCUUGCAAAUGCUAAUUUUACUUUAUGAGCACAGUUAUUUCUCGCAAUAUGGUACAUUUUUGUGUGAUUCCGAACGUGAACGUCAUGAGUUGGGCGUGCAUACGCGCACCACUAGUUUGUGGUCUUACUUAAAUCGACCCGAUGUGCUGAAAAAUAUGCUGAAUCCAUUGUACGAACCCAAUUCGAGUGUAAUUUGGCCAAGCGUGGCACCGAUCUCAUUGGAAUUGUGGAGCGAGCUCUAUCUGCGCUGGACAAUCGAACAGAAGAAUAGCACCAAAACUAUGCAACAAAUACAAGAACUGGUCACACAGGAAAAGGAAUUACGCGCGAAAGCAAUACGGUUACGCAAGCAAGCUUCAGAUCUGAGCAAUGAAAUGGAGGAUCUUAUGAUAUCCGAUUGAUCAGCGCAACCGCUGGAAACCAAAAAUACUGCAACCGCCACAAGAGCUUGUGGUCAUCACCAGUUAACAUAGAGCAAGUGAACAUUUACAAUAAGGAAAGAUAAACUAGUUUUCGAAAUAUGCAGUUCAAAUUUUUAACUUUGCUCUCUAAGUGUCUCUCUUUAAAAAUAUAAUAUGGUAAUGCGAAUAGUCUUCAGGCACUGCAUCGCGUCACAGCGGUGUGUUGUAUACUUGAAAAUUGAGUCAAUUUUUGGCGCAUUUUUAUUGUAAUUUAAUAUAAGUUAAUACUUAAGCUAAUAAUAAAUGAAAAUCAAAAAUUUUAUUCCGUUUUGGAGGAAUAUUGAAAGAGAACAAUAAAAGUAUGUUGGUUUAGCAUAAA
This is a messenger RNA of Bactrocera tryoni, 2615 nucleotides long. RefSeq names its product myotubularin-related protein 9. Gene Ontology annotation, biological process: negative regulation of autophagy. The record is from RefSeq and is a predicted model, not a curated record. The transcript is spliced from 8 exons. NCBI's taxonomy places the organism in Eukaryota, Metazoa, Arthropoda, Insecta, Diptera, Tephritidae. The coding region runs from base 509 to 2236 and encodes 575 amino acids.